GCGCGCCGCCCCGCGCCCUCCCUCCCGCGCCGGCCUCGGAGCCUCAGCAUCCCCGCGCCGCGCCGCCGCCGCCGCUUCCCCCGCCGGGCCUCCCGCUCCGUCUCGGGCGCCGCCGCCGCCGCCGCCGCCGCCGCCAUUCCUGCGCGCGCUUGGGGCCGGGUUCCGCGGGCCGCGCGCCGGGACUCGCCGCGCCAGACUCUGCCACCACUACUGGUAGGAAGAAGCCUCAUCCUGAGAGCUGAGAUGUUUGACAACACCAGUCCUCAGUGGUUGCUGAGAAUGGUGGACUUGUGCAGGCUCUGAGCUCCAGCAAUAACCCUAGUGGGGGAAGAGAAAUAAAAGCAAAAGUAUAAGAAGUUCCCAAGCCACUCUUCCCAUCACCACCCCCACCUCCCAAGUUACCACUCUUCAGUGUUUCUUCUGAAGGCCGCACAGAAGCCGUCAUUUAAGAAACACGCUGGUGGCCAUAGACAUCGUGGUACUGAGAGUGGUCUGUGCUCACUUCGUGUGCUCGGAAAUGCUGCUGCUUAGUGGUCUGGCCAGCUCCCAGCUCCAGGUCACGCUGUUUGUCCCUGCUAGAGGUUUCUGAGCUGUGGCUGCUGUUGACAACACCUCUCCCGCAGCCUCCCCUCAGCCCUCAAGUGAACAUUUGCUGCAGAAAUCUUUCCACUGCCUGUGAGGAUGCUGCUCCCCGCACUCGCCAUGCUGUUGGGGACGGCAGCAGCCUUUGCACCCACCCCUAGGAUCACCUGGGAGCACAGAGAAGUACAGCUGGUGCAGUUCCAUGAGCCAGGCGUUUUCAACUAUUCCAUCUUACUGCUCAGUGAGGACAGGGACACGCUGUAUGUGGGCGCCCGGGAAGCCGUGUUUGCUGUGAAUGCUCUGAACAUCUCCGAGAAACAGCAUGAGGUACACUGGAAAGUCUCCGAAGACAAAAAAGCAAAAUGCGCAGAAAAAGGAAAGUCCAAACAGACAGAGUGCCUCAACUACGUCCGAGUGCUGCAGCCUUUCAGUGCAGGUGUACUCUACGUGUGUGGGACCAAUGCCUUCCAACCCACCUGUGACCACCUGAACUUAACAUCCUUUAAAUUUCUGGGGAGAAAUGAAGAUGGCAAAGGCAGAUGUCCCUUUGACCCAGCUCAGAGCUACACGUCUGUCAUGGUUGAUGGAGAUCUUUAUUCUGGGACAUCGUAUAACUUUUUGGGAAGCGAACCUAUCAUCUCUCGAAUUUCUUCACACAGUCCCCUGAGAACAGAGUAUGCAAUACCUUGGCUGAACGAGCCCAGCUUCGUCUUUGCGGAUGUGAUACGCGACAGCCUGGACAGCGGGGAUGACAGGGUCUACUUCUUUUUCACGGAGGUGUCUGUGGAGUACGAGUUUGUCUUCAAGUUGAUGAUUCCACGAGUAGCAAGAGUGUGCAAGGGGGACCUAGGCGGCUUGAGGACCUUGCAGAAGAAGUGGACCUCCUUCCUCAAGGCCAGGCUAAUCUGUGCCAGGCCGGACAGCAGCCUGGUCUUCAACGUGCUCCAAGACGUCUUCAUUCUCCAGGCCCGAGGCCUGAAGGAGCCCGUGUUCUAUGGGGUCUUCACCCCGCAGCUGAACAACAUAGGGCUGUCAGCUGUGUGUUCCUACAACCUGUCCACGGUAGAGGGCGUCUUCUCCCGUGGGAAGUACAUGCAGAGUGCCACCGUGGAACAGUCCCACACCAAAUGGGUGCGCUACAACGGAGCUGUGCCCACACCACGACCUGGGGCGUGCAUCAACCGAGCAGCACGGGCAGCAAACUUCUCCAGCUCUCUGAACCUACCGGACAAGACCCUGCAGUUUGUCAAGGAUCACCCUCUGAUGGACGAUUCUGUGACCCCAAUCGACAGCAAGCCCAGGCUCAUCAAGAGUGGCGUGAACUACACACAGAUCGUGGUGGAUAGGACCCAGGCCCUGGACGGAGCCUUCUAUGACGUCAUGUUUGUCAGUACAGACCGGGGUGCCCUGCACAAGGCUGUCAGCCUGAACGGUGAUGUUCACAUCAUUGAGGAAACACAGCUUUUCCAGGACUUGGAGCCUGUUCAGACCUUGCUGCUGUCCUCCAAGAAGGGCAGAAAGUUCGUUUAUGCCGGCUCCAACUCCGGCGUGGUCCAGGCCCCCGUGGCUUACUGCAGGAAUCACAUCACCUGCCAGGACUGCGUUCUCACCCGAGACCCCUACUGUGCCUGGAGCCCCACUGAGGCAGCCUGCGUCGCCCUGCACGAGACUGACGGCCCCCGCAGGGCUCUAAUUCAGGACAUGAGUGGGGACGUGUCCACCUGCCCUGAUAAAGUUAGAGAGAGUUUCCGGCAGCAUUUUUUCAAGCAUGGCGGCACAGCAGAACUGAAAUGUUCCCAAAGGUCCAACCUGGCACGGGUGGUGUGGAAGUUCCAGAACGGUGUGCUCACAGCUGAAAGCCCCAAGUAUAGCCUGGUGAGGAGGAACAAUUUGCUCAUCUUCAACUUGUCGGAAGGAGACAGUGGGGUGUACCAGUGCCUGGCAGAGGAGAAGGUCCGGAACAAGACGGUCUUGCGACUCGUGGCCAAGCACAUUCUGGAGGUCAGGGUGCUCUCACCCCAGACCCCAGUAGUCACCAUCCCGCCAGCCACCCGGACAGAAGCUAGUAGACUCACCCCCAAAGAGUCAGUGGGACCCACCCAGGUCUUCCCGCCCCAGACUCCGGCUGUGCGGGUCCCCACUCCCAGUGCUGCUGCCCUGCCCUCCAGCUCUGAGCCCACCAGCACAGAGUCCUGUGAACCCAAGAUCGUCAUCAACACAGUGCCCCAGCUGCACUCAGAAAAGACGCUCUAUCUCAAGUCCAGUGACAACCGCCUCCUCAUGUUCCUCUUCCUCUUCUUCUUCUUCCUCUGCCUCUGCCUCUUCUCCUAUAACUGCUACAAGGGCUACCUGCCUGGGCAGUGCUUAAAAUUCCGCUCAGCCAUGUUUCUGAGCAAGAAGAAGCCCAUACCAGACUUCUCAGACUGUGAGCAGAGUGUGAAGGAGACCCUGGUGGAGCAGGGCAGCUUCUCACAGCAGAAUGGAGGGCAUCCCAAACCGGCCCUGGACACUGGCUAUGAGACAGAGCAGGACACCAUGGCCAGCAGAGUGCCCACUGACAGGGAGGAUUCACAGAGACUGGACGACCUCCCAGUCCGGAACAAGCCGUUUGACGUCAAGUGUGAGCUGAAGUUUGCAGACUCAGAUGCAGAUGGGGACUGAUGCGUCAGCCCAUGGGCUGGUCUUUGUGUUCACCGUCCUGUAACCUUGUCCAGUGCCACCUGGGGUUGUCAGCAAAUCCCUCCCCUCAGUUUUCUGUGUCUUUUCUCUUGGGUCAACCUUGUGACUUGGUAUCUUUUUGUCCUUUUGGAAAACGGCGAGCAUGGUGCCCAGUCCCCUGGGUUGGUUGGUGGGAAUGCUGUUGGACGUCCCUGUGGGCAGUGGUCCUGGUGAAGAUCCCCCCGCGCCCCCCCCCCCCCCCCCCGGUGGAGAUGACUGGGCUGCCACUGACCUGGGAAGGCUCACACCCUGAGUUCCCCUCCUAGCAGCCACUGAAAGAUAAUUUAAUUCCAGAUUGGAAAUGAUGUUUUAGUUUAUCAGAUUGGUAACUUAUCGCCUGUUGUCCAGGUUGACAUAAACCUUUUCUUCCAUGUAAUUAUUUUAUUUUUGUUUUUAGGAUUUGGCUUUAAUUGUGUGGGUCUGUUAGGUUAUUAUUAUUUUUGGCUUACUUUUUUUUAUGACUGAUGCAGAUGUUUUAAUAUUUAGAUGGACAUUUAGGUUUUGUUGAUAUUAGGAUCAGAUCUGGUUCAUGUUGCUUCUGAUUCUCAGGGAUAAAUUUACUUUUGCUACCUGUGUUCUUUCUGCUUUUAAACAUAGACAGAACCAUAUCUUGAGCACACUUAAUCAUUUUUUAAUUGUAUUUCUUGAGACAAGUUUCAUUUUCAAAGAUUUUCUUAACUUUUUUCCCCCUCGUUUUAACUAUUUUGAAGAGGAGAAGGUGUGUGUGUGUGUGUGUGUAAGGGGGGGUCCCAAGACCACCAGGUUGGGCUCACACAAGGGAAGGGGACCCAGUAGGCCUGGGUGUAAUAGGGACAGCCCAACACUGGGACAUGAGCGGUUCACAAUCUGCCAAAGCCACCGUUCAUCCCCGUCAGGACCGGCAGACCUUCCCUAGAAUGGUCAUCUCAAUUCCGCCUUUUUUUUUUUUUUUUUAAACUUUUCUCACUGAGCUUUCAUCUCACACCCAUUGCCCACCCAGACUUCCUACCUGGUCUGUCUGCGCUGCCCAUAACCAGAAGACAAGUGGGAAGAGGGGGUUGUGGGCCGGUGACAUCCCCACAGAUGCUGUGCUGGCUGACUUGCUCCUGGCACCAACUCCAUGUGUCACCUGGGAAUUCCCAAAACACCCAGAAGAGGAUCCUCCUCCCACCCAUCCACCCCCCCAGUGACAAGAAGCAACUAACCGGAUAUUGAUGUGCCCACAUGGGUAGCCUCAUCUUCCAGCAUAAGACUCGACUGUUUUGAGACUGGACCGUUUUUGGUGUAAACAUUGUGUUUUAUAAGAUUUACUUUGUUUUUAUUUUUCUACGUAUACAUUUGGAAAGUAACCAAAUAAACUAGAUGCAUAUCGUUGA
This is a messenger RNA of Erinaceus europaeus (western European hedgehog), 4655 nucleotides long. RefSeq names its product semaphorin 4D (gene SEMA4D). Gene Ontology annotation, biological process: negative regulation of axon extension involved in axon guidance; ossification involved in bone maturation; semaphorin-plexin signaling pathway. The coding region runs from base 682 to 3243 and encodes 853 amino acids. NCBI's taxonomy places the organism in Eukaryota, Metazoa, Chordata, Mammalia, Eulipotyphla, Erinaceidae. The record is from RefSeq and is a predicted model, not a curated record. Gene Ontology annotation, molecular function: semaphorin receptor binding; chemorepellent activity. The transcript has 17 exons.